AUGAAUCCAUCCAUGAAUUUGAUUAAUGCUCAGGUGCAUUUUCUGGACGACCAUCUUGUGCUAGUGCAUAUUCCUCUUAAUCUGUACCACUAUUUUUUCAAGGCUAUUUUGGGCAUCCUCUUUGAUGAAACUCCGCCCUUGGACUACUUCCAACCUAGUGGUGGUGAAGACCAUGACCAUGACAGUCAUAAUGCCGACAACGCCCACGAUGACUUGGGCUCAUCAUCCGACACAGCCUGGUAUCGAGAACCCGCCUUCUUGAAUGUUUCUAUCACUCCGGUGGAACUCUCACUUAUCUGUCCCCGUCGUCUGGUGAAGAGAUAUUUGGAACCUGUGCUCGAUCAACUCGGCCAGACAAAUGCAUCGCUCCGGGAGAGCGUCGACAUCAGCGACCAUGAGUACAUGGCCAUGCAGGUCCUCGGACAGGGCCUCGAAGCUGGAAAGCGAGUCUUGGAACUCACUAGUCCACUGGCCAUGGCAGGAAUUUCCAUCUUCUUCAUCACGACAUACUUCUCCGACUACAUUCUGGUUCCUCGGCGUCACAAAGCCAGCGUCAUCGCGGCGCUCGAGAGCAAAGGAUUCCAAUUUGAAAAUGCCAAUGAUGCAUUCGUCAGUCCUCUCACCCCCACGAUCGAACGCAAACUCAGCGACGCCAUGUCCCCCGUGACUCCUCCCCCAUCCACCGUCGCCGAGCUCCAGACUCGCACCUUCAAAAACCUCCGCGCCCGCCAUAUCUUCCCCACGGUCGACGACAGUAUCCAGUUGGUCCAAUGCGCCGUCCAUCAUGAAUACUAUUCCCGGGAAAGCUCCCUUUCAAUCCUCCGAGAUGCACUCAUCACCACCCUCAUCGUGGACGAUCCUCGCUUCCUCUCCCUCACCCUUGCAGCGCUAGACUCAUCCGCCUCCUUGCUCCUCGAGAAGCGUCUUCUUCCCCGCUUUUCUCGCCCCUCCCAGGACGGAAAGGACACGGAUCUCCUGCUCGGCGCUCACGGAGACACCCUCAUUCCAAUCAUGUUGGACCUGCGCGACUUGCCCCUCGAAGCUUCGGGCAUUGUCUGCGGCGUGGCCGGUCGACUGGCCGAAGCCACCAGCGGUAUCUCCCCCGCCCUCGCCAGUGAUCAGGGAACUGGCUCGGACAGCAUCAACAGCAGAGUGAUGACGGGCUCUGUUCCCGGUUUAUUUGGUGAAAUUGAAACGCGAUUGACGCUUGAAGAAAAAUCGCCCAUCACUACCCACCAUCAUCUGGCCCCGCUCACGCACCAUCUGAAGCCUGAUCUGGAACACUCGGCGGAUGCGGUGGAGAUUAGUUUCCUGAGUACGGCUCGCGCAGGUACGAUCAUUGUGGGCGUGGAUGAGCUGCACAGGGCCAUUGAUGCUCUGGAGGCAGAAAAGAAGAAGCAGGGGCCUCCGGCAGAGGACCCGUCGGCUGAGUCCAGUGUUGGAUUAGGGUUGGAAGUGAAGACGGCCGACUCUUCCGAAAAGAAUUAA
Molecule: messenger RNA, 1488 nt
Organism: Penicillium oxalicum
Lineage: Eukaryota; Fungi; Ascomycota; Eurotiomycetes; Eurotiales; Aspergillaceae
Product: ACT domain-containing protein
Exons: 3
Coding region: 1-1488 (495 amino acids)
Biological process (GO): cellular response to L-arginine; regulation of intracellular signal transduction
Cellular component (GO): cytosol
Source: RefSeq, a predicted model, not a curated record